UAACUCAGGAAGCAGCGUGGUAAUUAUUCACAGAAGAAAGUAGGUAGUAUACGAUUUCAUUACUACAUUAGAAAGUCACAAGGUCAAAGCUUGCACAGUAACAGACUCAACUUGAAACUGUUUGGCCCUCCUUUAAAAGAAAUUUUAAAAUGGGAGAAAAGGAAGCAAGUUUACCUAAUGCAUCUGUGCAAGGUCUAGUGUGUGGAACACAUUAUUAUUAACAGCACUUGGAUUACACUAUACUUCAUUUGACAUUGUUCAUCUUCAAACUACUUCGAAACUAUCAUCUAUAAUUAUAUUCUUAACACUUCUGUGACAUAGGUAACACGAUGGCAUAUCAAAAGGUGAAUGUAGAUCAGAGAGCACCGGGAAACUCACAGUACUUAGACAAUGAUGACCUCCAAGCCACUGCUCUUGACCUCGAAUGGGACAUGGAGAAGGAGCUAGAGGAACCUGGUUUUGACCAUUUCCAGUUAGAUAGUGAAGAAAACCAGGACCUUGGGAAUUCACAAAAUGCAGACCCCGACCUUGAUGCUAUUCAACCAUCAACGUCACCAAAAGGGAGAUUCCAGCGCCUUCAAGAGGAGUCAGAAUACGUGACACGUUACACACGAUCUGCACCAAAGAACAACCGCUGCAACUUUUGUCGGCUACUUAAAAUAAUUUGCACUGCAACAAUUUUAUUUAUUUUCGGCAUUUUGAUAGGCUAUUAUGCACAUUCAAAAUGUCCUUCAUAUGCUUCGUCGUCGAGAACAACUGAUCCUCAGCUCUACCAAGACAUUCUGAAGGCGAUCAAAGCAGAUGAUAUUAAAAACUUUUUCAGAUAUUUUGUUCAAUUGCCCAUAAGUGAAGAUGACACAGAAGUUACAAAGCAGCUUAAGUAUCAGUGGACUUCUUGGGGCCUACAAGAAGUGCAACUUGUAAAUUACUCCGUUCUGCUUAACCUGCCAGGCACUUCUCCAAACACGGUGACUCUAAAAAACAGCAGCCAAUGCUUUUAUCCUAAUGGCCAACCAUGUAGCAAAGAGACCAAGAAGGACCCCAGCCAAGAUCUUCUGUAUGCCUAUGCUGCCUAUUCUGCCAAAGGAACUCUCGAGGCUGAAGUCAUUGAUGUGAGGUAUGGAACACUGGAAGAUUUAAACAGGAUUCGGGGAAUUAAAAAUAUGACCAACAAAAUUGCACUACUGAAACUGGGACGGUCUCCUUUACUUUACAAGCUUUCCCUCUUGGAAGAGGCUGGAUUUGGAGGAGUUCUUCUUUAUAUUGAUCCUUGUGAUUUACCAAAGAUGACAAAUCUUAGCCACCAACCAUUCUUCGUUUCUCUGAAUGCAGGAGGAGACCCAUCCACACCUGGUUAUCCCAGUAUUGAUGGAAGCUCAAGAGGAAACCGAGCAAACCUCACAUCUUUGCUUGUACAGCCCAUCUCUGCCUCUCUGGCUGCCAAACUAUUUACUUUACCUGAGAGUAGAAACACAAAGGACGCAUGCCACCACCUGGAACUUCCAGAGACGGAAAUAAGAAUUGUAAAUUUGAAAGUUCAGACAGUGACAACAUACAAGACUCUCACUAAUGUUGUUGGAUAUUUAAAGGGAGCUACAUUUCCCGACAGGUAUAUCAUAGUUGGUAGCCCACACCAGAGUUCAUAUACUUACAGGGGACAAGAGUGGGCUAGUAGCACUGCCAUAAUCACCGCUUUUAUCCAGGCCUUGAUGUUAAAAGUGAAGAAGGGGUGGAGACCAGACCGUACCAUCAUUUUCUGCUCAUGGGGUGGAUCAGCAUUUGGAAAUAUUGGCUCAUACGAAUGGGCGGAGGAUUUCAAGAAAGUUCUCCAAAGAAACGUCGUGGCAUAUAUUAGUCUCCACAAUCCUAUUAGAGGUAACUCAAGUCUACAUCCUGUGGCAUCUCCUUCUCUACAGCAGCUUGUGUCUGAGAAAAAGAACUUUAUUUGCCCUGGAAGAACAAAAUGUCCUGAAGCCAAUGUCAGUUCUAUUCAGAUGCAAGGUGAUGCCGAUUAUUUCAUCAGCCACCUUGGAGUCCCUGCUGCACAGAUUGCUUAUGAGGACAUCAAAACGUUAAAGGGUCCGAGCUUUCUCUCCGAGGCCCUUUUUCCUGCAGAAACACCAAUAAUUGAAGAAUUGGAUCCCUCCUUCACACUUCAUGAGAUCAUUACCAAGCUCUCAGGUGAAGUGAUUUUGCAAAUUGCCAAUGAACCAGUUCUGCCCUUUAAUGCUCUGGAUAUAGCAUUGGAAGUUCAAAACAACCUUAGAGGUGAUCUUCUUGAUCAUCAGAAGCUGCUGGCUAUGGCUUCAAGUUUGAGGGAAAGCGCAGAGCUGUUUCAGUCUGAUGAGAUGCGUCCAGCUAAUGAUCCCAAGGAGAGAGCCCCUAUCCGUGUCAGAAUGCUGAAUGAUGUUCUGCAAGAUCUGGAGAAAAGCUUCUUGGUGCGAAAAGUGCCCCCAGGUUACUGCAGAAACAUCCUGUACAGGUUGGAUGAGAAGACAAACCGAUUUUCAAUACUCACCGAAGCUUGGGAGCGCUACAGGUUCUAUCCAUCCAACGAGACCCUUAAAGAGGCCCUGAAAGAGGUGUUGAACAGCAUCAAUUCAGCUCAGGUUCACUUCAGAGCGGGACUUGAAGUAUUUGAGAAUGUCUUAGCUGAAAAGAACUGAUAAAACCUCUCGACAUUUUUAAAGUUUGUUUACAAUGCACCCAGUGGAUGCUCUAGUCUGACGAGAAUUUUUGUGAGGUUACAGCCACUUUGCAAUGGCCUUUCUACUGGUGUCUUAAAAAGGUACCAUGUUGAGUUUAAAAUGUAUAAAGAGCCUUUUGCACAUUCAAUAUUUUGCAAAUGUCUGUGAUUCUAAAUAUAUAACGGCAGAUAGAGAAGUAACACUUAAUCAUUCAUAAUAAAAUCUGCUGUAUUUUCAUAUCUAAUAACAUGUUCGGGGCAGGUAUGGAAAUGAAGUGUAAGAUCCCUACAAUUUCUGGACUAUCUUUGCUCCUGCAGAUAUAAAUGUAGGACCAUUGCUCAUACUUUACAUCAACACUAAUCAGCUCCUUUUCUACAAUGGAAGUGGAGAAAUAAACAGUGUUACAGUAUAACUUUGAUGAUAGAUGGUUUAUACAAAGCAAUUAUAAAAAUUCAAACAAGU
Tachyglossus aculeatus (Australian echidna) is the source of this 3149-nucleotide messenger RNA. RefSeq names its product N-acetylated alpha-linked acidic dipeptidase like 2 (gene NAALADL2). The coding region runs from base 330 to 2666 and encodes 778 amino acids. Lineage: Eukaryota; Metazoa; Chordata; Mammalia; Monotremata; Tachyglossidae. The transcript is spliced from 15 exons. The record is from RefSeq and is a predicted model, not a curated record.